This is a messenger RNA of Condylostylus longicornis, 3028 nucleotides long. Its product is annotated as glutamate receptor ionotropic, kainate 2-like. Gene Ontology annotation, cellular component: plasma membrane; postsynaptic membrane. Gene Ontology annotation, molecular function: transmitter-gated monoatomic ion channel activity involved in regulation of postsynaptic membrane potential; glutamate-gated receptor activity. Gene Ontology annotation, biological process: modulation of chemical synaptic transmission; synaptic transmission, glutamatergic; monoatomic ion transport. The transcript is spliced from 15 exons. Bases 271 to 2979 code for a protein of 902 amino acids. The record is from RefSeq and is a predicted model, not a curated record. NCBI's taxonomy places the organism in Eukaryota, Metazoa, Arthropoda, Insecta, Diptera, Dolichopodidae.
UUCACUUUAGUGAGAAGAAAAUUUUUUCGAAAAAAAUUCUCUCACAGUCGUUCCAUUACUCCAUUACUGUGAAGAUCAAUUUGGCAGCAAACUGAAACAAAACGAAAACAUUUUGUUUUUCGGAAUUAUUAAAUAAUUUUUUUUUUCAAAAUAUAUUUAAAAAAAAAAAUAGAAAAAAAAAAGCAAAAAUGAAAGUUUUUAACUAGGUCGAAACUUAAUUAAAAUAAAAAUAUUAAGAACAAUAAUAAAAAUAUUAAAAAAUUUCUAAAAAUGAAAUAUCCAAAUUUCGAAAAAAUUUCUCUAUUUAUUUUAUUAAUAAAUUUAUUUAUAAAUAGUAGUUAUUCGUAUACGGUUAUUAAAAUUGGUGCAAUAUUUUUUCCUGGUGAAGAUGAUUUAGAACAAGUAUUCAGUUUAUCAAUAAGUGCCAGUAAUAGAAAAUUUUAUGAAACAAGAUUGGUACCGGUUAUAAGAUAUGCUCCAGCUGAUGAUAGUAUAUUAUUAGAAAGAUUAGUUUGCGAUUUACUUUCAAACGGAACAAUGGCUAUUUUUGGACCAAGUUCAAAGGCGUCAAGUGAUAUUGUUGAGUCCGUUUGCAAUUAUGCUGGAAUACCACAUAUUAAAUUUGAUUGGAAUCAUGAUGGAACUUUUGCGGAAAAAAGUUUUCAUAAAAUGACAAUAAAUAUGUAUCCUAGCCUUCAAGCUCUAUCAAAAGCAUAUAGUGAUAUUUUAUUAAAUUUUGGAUGGAGACAAUUUUCCUUAAUUUAUCAAGAUGACAUUGCCCUUAUUCGAUUUCAAGAUGUUUUAGAAUUAUUACCAUCACAUAAAUCUGGUAUAACAAAAUAUAAAUUGGAAUCAGAUGAAUAUGGAACAAUAUGGAAAGGUAUUAAACAUAAUCAAAUAAAUCGUAUUGUUGUUGAUUGUAGUGCUGAAGUACUUGAAGAUGUGAUAAGAAGUGCAAAAGAUUUUAAUGUUACUGAAGGAUUUAUUGCUAUAUUAUUAACAAAUUUAGAUACUCAUACAGUUGAUUUAAAACAAUUUGCUACAGCAAUGCGUGUCAAUGUGACUGCAUUAAAAAUAAGUGUUAAUGAAGGAGCAGCAUUACCGGAAGAACAAACAUUAACUGGAGUUGUGCUAUUUGAUGCUGUUCAACUAUUUUCAAAUGCUAUACAAUAUUUAAGUCGAUAUUACCAAGUUCGUUUUACAGAACCAAGAGUACGUUGCGAAAAUUAUCGAGAAAAUCAAAAAGGUUAUUCAUGGACGUACGGGCCAAAUAUUAUAGAUACAAUGAAAAAAGUUCAAAUGGCAGAUGAUGAUGAAGAAGAUGUCUUUAUUACAAAAGAUAUAAAAUUUAGUGAAUUCGGAGAAAGAACUGGUUUCAGUUUAGAUAUUUUUCGACCAUUAAGACAAAUUUCAUUAGCCACAUGGAGAUCAGACGGUGUUAUUGAACCAUUUAAAAGUGCACCAAAAAGUGUACAAAAUGUAGAAAGCGAUGUUGAAAUUGAACAAGACAGAAGACUUUUUAAAGUUUCUGGUCGUCUCGGUACACCUUAUUUGAUGGAAAGGAAAGCAAAAGAAGGUGAAAUUUUAACAGGUAAUCAAAGAUAUGAAGGAUAUUCAGUUGAUUUAAUACAUAAAUUGUCACAACAACUUGAUUUUGAUUAUACUAUUGAAAUUGCACCCGACAAUCAAUGGGGUAAAUUAGAUCAUACUACUGGGGAAUGGAAUGGUAUCAUUAGGGAAUUAGUAGAUCAUAAAGCUGACAUUGGAAUAUGUGAUUUAACCAUAACACAUGAAAGACGACAAGCAGUUGAUUUUACUGUACCAUAUAUGCAAUUGGGUAUUAGCAUUUUGUAUUAUAAGGAACCUCCUCCAGAUCCAGAUUUAUUUUCAUUUUUGAAACCAUUUGCAUUAGAGGUGUGGAUAUAUAUGGCAACAGCGUAUCUGAUAAUUUCAAUUUUACUCUUCCUACUGGCAAGAAUUGCUGCCGACGAAUAUGAAAAUCCACAUCCGUGUAAUCCUAAUCCUGAAGAAUUAGAAAAUAAAUGGUGUAUUACAAAUACAACAUGGUUAGUAAUGGGAUCACUUAUGGGUCAAGGUUGUGAUAUUUUACCAAGAACUGGGCCAUUGAGAAUAGUUAGCGCUUUAUGGUGGUUUUUUGCUCUUAUGAUGUUGAAUUCUUAUACUGCUAAUUUAGCUGCUUUUUUAACAUCAUCAAGACAACAGAGUUCAAUUGAAUCAAUUAAUGAUUUAGCUGAACAGAAUAAAAUUAGUUUUGGUACUGUUAAUGGCGGCAGCACAUCUACAUUCUUUAAGGAAUCAAAUGAUUCAGUUUAUCGUCGUGCAUGGAAUAAAAUGGUACAAGCUAAACCAACAGUUUUUACAGCCGAUAAUAAUGAAGGAUUAGAAAGAGUUAAAAAAAGUAAAGGAUUAUAUGCAUUUUUAAUGGAAACUACUGGCUUAGAAUAUAUAACAGAGAGGAAUUGUGAAGUUCAAUCAAUAGGUGGUGUUAUUGGUGAAAAACAUUAUGGUCUUGCAGUACCUUUAGGUUCUGACUAUCGUUCUAAUUUGAGUGUUGCUAUACUGAAAUUAAGUGAAAAAGGAGAAUUAUUUGCUUUAAAAAAGAAAUGGUGGAAAGGACACAAUGUAACUUGCGAAAAAUUUGAAACUGAUUCCAAUAAUGAAUUGGGUAUUGAUAAUGUUGGUGGCGUAUUCUUAGUUCUUGGAGCUGGUCUUUUUACAGCUUAUGUUAUAGGAAUAUUUGAAUUUCUAUGGAAUGUACAACAAGUUGCUGUAGAAGAGAAAAUAACACCAUUGGAAGCAUUAAAGGAAGAAAUAGGUUUUGCACUGAAAUUUUGGAUUAAUAAAAAACCGGUUCGAACAAAUGAAACAAUAUCAUAUUAUUCACAAUCAAGACGAUCUUCAAGAUCAAGAUCACAAAGUCAAAUGCAAAAUGUUAACAUAUUUCCAGUUAAAGAAUAAUUUUAUUGAAAUUUUGGUGAUUUUGGGGAAUAUUCGAAACUGUUACUAG